AUAAUGCGUAUUCGACACGAAAAUAAACACUUCCACGUGGAAGUCAUGCGCCAUGUAACUUCAAAACCAACUUAUGAAUCCGUUUUGUUUUCCGAAAAGCGUAUCGCAGGCAACACAGACAGGGCUUGUGCAAGACGUUUCUUUUUCUAAGACCACAAAAUAUGGCACAUCACUUCAACAUCAAUAUGUACGAAGUUCUUUUACUGAUGAUAUUGUUCUGGAUUGGAAAUAAAACCGUUGAAGGUUGCGUAGAAGGCUGGGAAUUGAACAAUGGAAAAUGUUAUCUAUUCUCAAUGAAAUAUUAUGGAUGGGAGGAUGCUAAGAAAUAUUGCGAAUAUCUUGGAGCAAAUUUGGUGAAGAUUGACGACGAUGAAGAGCACAAGUACAUAAAAAGCAGGGUUUCAGCGAUGGAAUUACAUUACGCGUGGAUUGGUGCCAAGUACAGCCGUGUUCGUCGUAAACACCUCUGGACUGAUGGAUCCGAAAUAACGUUCAAUGGCUGGGCGCCUGGAGAGCCUGGUGACAGGAAAGGCUGCGUAGACUACCUACAUAAAUACGACUAUUUAUGGAAUUCACAUUGUGAUUGCAAGUAUACACGCGGACCUUUUAUAUGUGAAAAAGACUGUGGUGGAGGUUGGCAAAUGAAGGAUAAUAAGUGUAUUAUUCUACCGGCAACGAGCUGCAGCUUGACAGAAGCAAAGACAUUCUGUGAAGACCAUGGGGCAGUUUUAACCACUGUGGACAAACAAGAAACAGAAGGUAGCAAUGUGGCGUUCGUCUGUGAGAAAGAGUGUGAUAUAGGCUGGGAGAAAUUUGGUAACAAGUGCUACCUACACACGGACAAAGAGCGUAGCUGGGAAGACGCUAAGAGAUACUGUGAAGAAGUUGAUGCAAGUCUGGUCAAGGUUGAAGGUGAGGAGGAGCAUAAAUACAUCCAGCAAAAAGUCUCGGAUGCAAGACACGUGUAUGUAUGGAUAGGAGCCAAGUAUGAUCCCGAGCACGGUGAGCACAGGUGGAUCGAUGGUUCCCCAAUGAACUACAGCAGCUGGGCACCAGGAUUACCUGGAAGCAUUCAAGGAUGCGUAGACUAUCUACAUAAAUAUAAUUACAACUGGAAUACACAUAGUGACUGCAAAUACACUUUGGGUCCAUUUAUAUGCCAGAAAGCUCCGAAAGGACACGAUGAAAGUAUAUUUGAUAAGGAAGAUACUGCACCAACACGCAUUGCCGGUCCAGAACCAACGCUGAAGCCAACGGAUAGCGCUGUUAACUUAGAUGACGUGUUUGAAGGUUCAGACUUUUGUGGUGAAGACACACAGACGGAAGAAUCACGUUUGACACCAAGCUAUGUGCCAAAGUCAACAGCUGACGAAAUAGCCGUUUCUAGGCCAAAGGUAGACAUUACCGACCAACCGAUUGUCAACAUUCCGACAAUGGAAGAUGGUUUACGUAUCACGAUUGCCACUGAAAAGACAGACAUAAAGAUCGGAAGGAUAGUGUCGGGACCUGAUAAGCCAAGCUAUGUGUGUUACCCCAACAACACGAUAAUUGUCCGUGGUUUACCCGAAAACUCGUAUUACCUCGCAAUGCAAAACAUAUCUUCUAGUACUAACAUCAAAUGUACAGUCUCAAGGUUAAACACGACGUCAAUAGAAAUCACAGGAUGUUUAAAGGAUGACCCUAUUUUAUUCACAUAUGGUUCCUAUGCUGGGAUUGAAACGUACGAGGUACAUGUAGGACAAUCUGUUUACAUCAGAUGCUAUGAGAUAUCUGAAGACGGCGUCUCUGUUGUUAUUAAUAACACCUUUGCCGUUAACUUGCAGAUUGACAGCGAAACUAUGGUCGAUCCCUCAUACAAUGUGACAUCUUCAUUGAAUACAACAUCUACUAACGUUGGUGAGCCGGUAGCUUGGACCAUUACUUUUCCAGUUGACUACAUUCUUGAAGUGACCAGCUGUACAGCGGAGCCAGAUACAACGGACAAUACAAAUCUACUAGUUCAGCUGAUCUCAGAGGGCGGAUGUAUGGUUGAUAGUGAACUGAUCAGCAAUUUUGAAGACAAUUUAGAUGGAACAGCUGUCGCAACGUUGAUGUCAUUCAAGUUCUUUAAUUACGACAGCAUCUUGUUGAAAUGUGACGUCAUAAUUUGUCCUGGUGCGUCAAACGCGUGUAAUACGACAUGUUCACGACAGAAAAGAGAUAUUCCUGACCGAUCAUACAGGCAAGCAGACGACAGCUUUUCAACAGUUGUACAGAGUCGUCUACAUGUAAUAGAUCACAAGUCUAGCGGAACAAUGCCAGCCCCUCAAACUGUGGCAGUUAUGAUGUUUCAACUUCUUGCAGUGCUUCUGAUAAAGUAAACAACAACAGAAUUGUUUUGAUCUGCAUUUCGUAGUGGCAUUCAUUAACAUUGUUUUCUUUUCCUGGACGGUAUGUUCUGUUAAAAUAGAAUGCAUCUGAGCCGUUUAGCUGCAUUUUCAUCAUGUGUAGUUUUUUGCCAUUAUAUUCAUAUUCUGUGCUGUCGUGUCGAGUUUACAACACAUGUAUUCUGUUGACAUUAUUUGCAGUUCUGUAUUGUCAUGUUGAUUUUUCAACACAUGUAUUCUGUUCGCAUUAUUUGCAGCUCUUUCCUGUCAUGUUGAACUUUUAACCAUUACAUUCUGUUGAAAAUGUAUGCAUUUACUUCAAGCCUUUCCACUACAUGUAUAUUCUUCAAGUCAGUUAUAAUCUGUGUUGAUACUGUUUGCAUUAAUGUGGACUUUGAUGAACUUUCAACAGUUUAAAUGAUUCUUUUGCAACACUGUACGUUCCUGUCCUGCCGUCUAGAAAGUUCAACAUGUAUAUUUUAUUAUGCUCCCCGAAGGGCGAGCAUAUAGUUGCCGCUUUGUCCGUCCUUCAGUCCGUCCAUCACACUUUUGUCCACCACACUUUUGUCCGGAGUAUACAAUGUAACUUGAAAAAUAUAGAUGGCAUUUGGUUGAAACUUCACAUAAUCAUAGAGGCCAUUGAGACAAAGUGCAGUGUUAAAGAAUCAUAACUCUACCUUACCUAGUUUUUGAAUUAUCUCCCUUUAUUAUACAAAAUAAGGCUUGUCCGGAGCAUUACUUGAAAAGUGUUGAUGGCAUUUCAUUGAAACUUCACAAAAUGAUAGAGGUCAUUGACGGAAAGUGCAGUGUUAAAGAACCAUAACUCUACUUUAUCUAGAAUUAUCUCCCUUUAUUAUACAAAAUAAGGCUUGUCCGGAGCAUUACUUGAAAAGUAUUAAUGGCAUUUCAUUGGAACUUCACAAAAUGAUAGAGGCCAUUGACGGGAAAAUACGUUUUACCGAUUACUUGUUGACAAUGUUUAGAUUUGUGUGCAGUCUUGUUGGACUGUCAAUGUGUAUGUUCUGUUUAUACUGUAUGAACUUUCAGCCCUAGAACUAGCAUUGUAUAUUUAAAUAUUUAAGAGAUAUCACUACAAAUGUAAAAGCUAUGUGUAUAAGGGCGUUUAGACGAUAUUUCUUACGAAAAAGUGACAUAUCUUUAUGUUGGCACACGUACAGAAAGAGCUCACUCGUGUUGAAAGAGGUGGCAGUUGACGUGUAAGAGCUGGUGGCUUUUCAAGUUAGCUCUUUAAGCAACACUGCUAGCACUUAUUUGAAUGAGAAUACUUGAGAACUUAAAAUGCUAGCAGUAUUUUCCUUAAGAUAGUGCAGAAAAAAACAAUUUAAGAUAGAAUCCCCCACCCCCGCCGAUAAUUAUUGUGGACUAAACAGAAGUGCUCGAUUUAAUUUAAUUCCGUUCGCAGAGGUUGAACAGAAAUACGUGUAGCUCCUUUUUGAAUAUUGUCUCUCAUUGCUAAUAAUAACAUUUUGUCUAUAGUAAUUGAACAAAUGGUAAAACGGUUUGCCAUUACUUUGUCAUGAACUUUCAACCGACGCCUGCAUUUUUAUGCUACCGUGCAUUAUUUAAAAUAUAAUAUAUAUUAUCAUGUAACUUUACAGAAAAUUUUAAUAUAUAAAAACUAUAUUGCAUGCAUAUUAUCCUGUUUCUUUAUAGAAGAUGUUAGUAUAUAGAAGUACGUUAGUAUAUUGUAUGCAUAUUAUCCUGUUGCUUUACAGAAUAUGUUAAUAUAUAGAAACAUGUUAGUAUAAUUAUUGCGUUUUACAGAUACUGUUAAUAUUAAGAAAUACGUUAGUAUAUUGCAUGCAUACUAUCCUGUUGCUUUACAGAAAAUGUUAAUAUAUAGGAACAUGUUAGUAAAUUGCAUGCAUAUUGUCCUGUUGCUUCAUACAGAAAAUGUUGAUAUAUAGAAACAUGUUAGAAUAUUGCGCUUUACAGAAAAUGUUGAUCUAUAGCAAUACGUUAGUAUAUUGGAGGCAUAUUAUCCUGUUGCUAUACAGAAAAUGUUAAUAUAUUGAAACCUGUUAGUAUAUUGCAUUCAUAUUGUCCUGUUACUAUACAGAAAGAAAAAUAUAUAUAUAUAGAAAAAUGUCAGUAUACUGCAUGUAUAUUCUCAUGUUGCUUUACAGAAAAUGUAAAUAUAUAGAAACAUGUUAGUAUAGUGCGUUGUCCUGUUGCUAGAUCUAUACAGAAAAUGUUAAUUUAUAGAAACAUGUUAGUAUAUUGCAUGCAUCUGGUGCUGUUGUUUUACAGAAAAUGUUAAUAUAAAGAAACAUGUUAAUAUAUUACGCUUUAUAGAAAAUGUUAAUGCAUAAAAAAUGUUGGUAUGUUGCAUAUACUUCAUUUAGCAAAACAUUAAAGAUAUUAAUAUAACUGGCA
Mercenaria mercenaria is the source of this 4763-nucleotide messenger RNA. RefSeq lists its product as uncharacterized. The coding region runs from base 162 to 2360 and encodes 732 amino acids. The record is from RefSeq and is a predicted model, not a curated record. The transcript is spliced from 22 exons. Lineage: Eukaryota; Metazoa; Mollusca; Bivalvia; Venerida; Veneridae.